Cornus florida is the source of this 1129-nucleotide messenger RNA. RefSeq names its product late embryogenesis abundant protein At1g64065. The record is from RefSeq and is a predicted model, not a curated record. The transcript has a single exon. NCBI's taxonomy places the organism in Eukaryota, Viridiplantae, Streptophyta, Magnoliopsida, Cornales, Cornaceae. Bases 378 to 1031 code for a protein of 217 amino acids.
CCUUGAGAAAAAAAAAAAAUGAUAAUAAUAAAAUAAAAAAUAACCGCCCACCACAACUGCCCGAGUCGCUAAGCUCUUAAACAUUCAACAUCAGGUCAAAAUUAGCCCAUUCCACCUUCAACACAUAUAUAUACAUACCCCUUCAUCUUACCUUCAUAUAUAUAGAGAGAGAUAGAUUAUAGACACAUACACCUAAUAACUUACUCGUGAGGGUUUCCUUUCAUUCUCAUCUCUAUCCAUCCAUAUAUAUAUAUACACAUACAUAUAUUCACAAGAUACCAGGAAGAGAAUUCUGAGACACCCUUUUGAGUUGUGAUACACACCCUCCAACUCUCUCUCUGUCUCUGAUCUCUCUCUACACAUAUACACCAAAAACAAUGGAGGAAGAGAGUCAUGUUUAUCCAUUGGCACCAGCACGAAUCCAUCAGAGGAGUGACGAAGAGUUCGCCGCCACAAAACCUGAUCUUGAUCUCCACAAGAAGGAGAAAAGAAGCAGUAAGUGUUUGGUGUACGUCCUGGUGGCUAUUGUGUUGCACACCAUAGCACUAUUGGUUUUCGGAUUAGCCGUAUUGCGAAUCAAUUCCCCGAAAGCAAGCCUGAGCUCUGUUUCAAUCAAAACCCUCACAUAUGUCACCGGACAAUCACCUUCUUUCAACGGCACAGUGACCGGUGUGAUGAGAGUGAAGAAUGAAAACUUUGGUAGCUUCAAAUUCGAGAACAGCUUUAAGGUGAUUGUUUUGUACGGAAAUGUGACCGUUGGUGACAUGAAAAUCGAUAGGAGGAGUGUUGGGGGUAGAAAGACAGAGCAUGUGAAUGUUAGUGUUGAAGUGAGGUCUAGUGGGGAAUUAUUGGGUGAUGAGAGUUUUAGGAGUGAUAUGAAUUCUGGGUUGUUGAACCUGAUCAGCUAUGCCAAGUUGAGAGGUGAAGUGCGUGUGAUGAAUUUGAUCAAGAGCCGUAGAACAGUGGAAAUGAAUUGCAGUAUGAGUCUUGAUUUCACGAACAGAGCAGUUCAGGAUUUGCUAUGCAUGUGAUUCUUUUUUCUCUCUCUCUUUUUUUCAUUUGGAAAUUCAUUUAUUGAGUUGUUUGUAAUAUUGAUUUUUGUAUGAAAUAGUGAGAUUAUUUACGUUAA